Molecule: messenger RNA, 1770 nt
Organism: Pecten maximus
Lineage: Eukaryota; Metazoa; Mollusca; Bivalvia; Pectinida; Pectinidae
Product: insulin-like growth factor-binding protein complex acid labile subunit
Exons: 3
Coding region: 1-1770 (589 amino acids)
Cellular component (GO): extracellular matrix
Molecular function (GO): protein binding
Source: RefSeq, a predicted model, not a curated record
AUGGACGUUUUCAAGCUAUUGUCAACACACCUCACUUUUAUAGCAAUUGCUUGUGCUUUCCAUCAUGAUUUAUCUGCAGCGGAAAAGUUGGAAAAGUGGCAGAACUUUGUUGGCAUGACUGAAUCAGACAGGAACGGAGAACUUACUGUCAAACAUUCUGCUAUGUAUGGAGGCAUCAAUAACAUCAGACAGAAACGCUCGGAGAGGGGAACGGAAUCGACAUCUGAACAAGAAUGUACAAAAGGUAGACCGUCUACUAGUGUGGACGAGUUUAUAACAUGUCCGAUGUCCUUCUGUCAACACACCAGCUACAGGUGUGCCAUACGAUGUCUAGGACAGGAAUCUGGUGACAACUGUGAACUAUACAACUGUACAUGGCACCACCACUGUCCAUAUCCUAGUCGUGGUGGUAAAUACACUAUUCCUAUAGAGAAAGUUUGUGACGGUGUAGCCCAGUGUACCAAUUCUGAUGACGAGUCCUUCUGUGUCAAGCCAUGCCCACAAAAAUGCACGUGUACUGGUUUAAUUAUCAGCUUCAUCUCUACUCCACUCAGUACUUUACGUUCUCCUUUUAAGAAAAUCUCCUUUUUCAUUAACAAGAUCGAUCCACCUUUAAAACUUUAUGUCAACUUUUCAGACUUUUCAUAUCUUGCAAUAAGAGGCAUGAAUGCAAUACCAGAUAAUUUCACCAGAGGUUUAUAUAAUAUACAAAAUUUGGUGUUAACGGAAAACAAUAUAUCGUUUGUGGCUAGUGAUAUGUUCACUCACAUGUCAGGUCUACGGUCAUUAAGUUUAUCAUCUAAUAGGAUCACGCAUUUAAAUGGUAAUAUAUUUAAUGAACUGUCUGCUCUUAGGCGUCUAUCUCUACAUAAAAAUCGGAUGAAAAUGCUUCAAGCUGAUGUCUUUACCGGACUAUCCACACUUACACAUCUGUAUCUAGGUAACAACCAGAUACAAAUCCUUCCACCCGAUGUCUUUACCGGACUAUCCACACUUACGCAUCUGAAUCUAGGUCACAACCAGAUAAAAAUCCUUCCAGCCGAUCUCUUUUCGGCAUUAUCGACACUUACACAUCUGUCUCUAGGUGAAAACAAGAUAGAAAUCCUUCCAGCUGAUGUCUUUAUUGGACUAUCUACACUGACACAUCUGUAUCUACAUAACAAUCAGAUUAAAAUCCUUCCGACAGAUAUAUUUAAUGAACUCACCGCUCUUACGUAUCUGUCUCUAGAUAAAAAUCGGAUAGAAAACCUUCCAGCCAAUAUGUUUACUGGACUUUCUAAACUUACACAUCUGUUUUUAAAUAACAAUCAGAUAAACAUUCUUCCGAGUUAUAUCUUUACUGGACUAUCUACACUUACACAUCUGUUUUUAAAUAACAAUCAGAUAAAAAUCCUUCCGGAUGAUAUCUUUACUGGACUAUGUAAACUUUACGAACUAUCUCUAGAAAACAAUCAGAUACAAACUCUUCCAAAUUAUAUCUUUACUGGACUAUCUACACUUAGAUACCUGUCUCUAGGUAACAAUCAUAUAAAGAGCCUUCCGACUGAUGUCUUUAUGGGACUACAUACACUAUACUAUCUUUCUCUAAGUCACAAUCAGAUAGAAAUCCUUCCAGGUGAUAUUUUCAGUGGUUUAUCUGUGCUUAGCUCGAUCUUACUAAACAACAAUACCCUAUCCAUUAUACCUGUUUUACCUUCCUCUGUUAGAUUGCUUGAUAUAUCGUUCAAUAGCUUCACGAGUGUUACCUGCUGGAGCAUUUUCCAAUUGUAG